AGCUAUGUAUGGUGGCCCGAGAUAGAUAAACAGAUCGAAUUGAUGGUAGCCCAGUGUGGAAAAUGUCAGUCGGUAAUGAAGAAUCCUCCAGCAGCACCGCGGCAACAUAUUCCGGCUAGAGAAGAGCCUUGGGAGACAUUGCACAUUGAUUUUGCUGGGCCGUUCCAAGGGUACGUAUUCUUAGUGGUUGUAGACGCUAUGUCAAAAUGGCUCGAUGUCAAAAUAGUAAAAAAUAUGGCAGCUUCGGAAGUCAAGCGUACACUACGGGAAGUAAUCGCGACUCACGGGGUGCCCAAGCGAAUCAUUUCGGAUAAUGGCACGGCUUUCGUGUCGGCGGAAAUGAAAGAUUUCUACGCUUCGAACGGAAUUAAAUUUAGUUCCACGGCACCAUAUCACCCGUCUAGCAAUGGGCAAGCGGAACGCAUGGUCCAGUAUCUGAAAGAUUCACUAAGACGAAUGACUGAAGGAGACAUGGAAACGAAGUUGCAGCGUGUUCUUUUCAAACAACACACCACUCCCAACACAACAACGGGUAGGACACCGGCAGAGAUGCUGAUUGGUCGACAGCUGCGUACGGUUCUAGGUAUGGUGCAUCNACCCCGCCUGGUAGCAUGGGCACAUUGUAGAAGUCACUGGACCGGUUUCCUAUGUGGUCGAAUCGACAGACAAAAGAAUCGGCCGUCGGCAUGUGGACCAGAUACGUCGGAGAAUAGUGCAAGUAGAGGAACCCCACGUCGCCCGGGGAAAGGUGAUACAUUAAUGCCGCCCCUCAUGGUGCCAGGUUCUCCUAAGAUACAAGAUCCACCCGAAAAUACGAUAUCAAGCCCNACACAUUGA
Molecule: messenger RNA, 837 nt
Organism: Rhagoletis zephyria (snowberry fruit fly)
Lineage: Eukaryota; Metazoa; Arthropoda; Insecta; Diptera; Tephritidae
Biological process (GO): DNA integration
Molecular function (GO): nucleic acid binding
Source: RefSeq, a predicted model, not a curated record